Molecule: messenger RNA, 237 nt
Organism: Linum tenue
Lineage: Eukaryota; Viridiplantae; Streptophyta; Magnoliopsida; Malpighiales; Linaceae
Source: the annotation of a GenBank genome assembly
AGUGGUUUGCUUGCCACUGGAGGUGACAAGCUCUUCUGCCAUAGUUGGCCACUCUGGUCAUUAGUAGAAGAGUUUGUACCAUCUAGUGGCAAAUCUCUUGAUUGAACCACUUGUUUUAUCAAAAGGUUUUUCAAAUCAUUGAAAUCGUCAUUAUUUUUGUUAACCAACUCUAUAAGUUGACUUACACGAUUAUCUAGAUGAGAAGUGAGAGAUUCUAGGCGGAGGCUUACUUGUUGG